UCGUUUGUUGGUUCUUGACUUGGCUUGCGUUGCGCGAGCGUUACGUGAUUUAGGGCCGCAAGCGAUGGUGGCCUGCGAGGAAUAGUGAGGCUAUACUUUCCCAUGGAAAGCCUCGGCUGCAAAGCAGCAAUUUCUCACCUCGGCUGUGCGGCCGCACCGAGAAUCGCAAGAUCGCUAUUACCAGGUUUGCGAAUCCCUGUAAGUCCCUUGAAGCAUGGUAGAUCCCUCUUGAUCAGAGCUUCAUCACCUGGAAACCUCCCUGUAAGCAAUGGUAACGGUCAGAGAAAGAAAAAUGACGCUCUCCAAGAGACAAUCUUUCAGCUAGAGGGGCUGUUGAAAGAACCUGGUGAGGUGUUGAAUGACAUCGGCGAACAGCUCUCAGCCAAGGACUUGCAGCUCGUUCUCUCUUACUUUGCGGAAGAAGGUAGAGAUUCUUGGUUUGCGCUGGAAGUCUUCGAGUGGAUGCAAAAAACCAACCGAGUGGAAAAUGACACACACCAAUUGAUGAUGUCGAUCAUGGUGAAUUGGGCGAUGAAGCUGGUGGAACAAGAGAAACCUGUGGAACAAGUGAAAGCGCUGUUAGAAGACAUGUACUGCGUGGGCCUAACUCCAGAAUCGCGCAUUAUGCACUCUAUAGUAGCUGCCUACUGGGAAAAAGGAAAGGCGUCCGAGGCACUUACUUUUGUAAAGGAGGUGAUGAGCUCCAAGUGGUACCAAGACCGAGCUGACGAUCCUCUACAAUAUCUCAUCGUAAAGAUGGUCUCCAGCAAGCAAUCCAAGCAGGCGAUUCGACUAGUGACCGAGGUCCGAAAUGGUGGUCUACUGUUGAAAGGCACAACGUACAGCGCUGCGAUGCUGGCUGCAGUUCACGAACAAGAGCAGCUGAGCUUUGCUGUUCACCAGCUGCGAAAGUAUCAGAAGAAAGGCGUCAUUAGCAUCGAAGGCAGCGACAAGUCCAUAAGAACUUACGAGGCAUCGUUGCAUCGUCAAGCCGAGCAGUUUACUCAAUGGGCAGCCGAGGACGAGCAGCCGCAGGAACUUAUGCCGACGAUCUACGAAAGACUGCUAGCAAUGUACUGUCUGGCAGGCAAAGGUCUCGAUGCGGAGCGUAGCUUGUGGAAGCUGAAGCUGGCAGGACGGUCCCCAGCUCCGUCCAUGUUCAACACGAUACUCGGCAUAUGUGCUUUCAAUAACCGAGCCGAAGACGCUUAUCGGAUCUUUGGAAAGAUGGAAGCGUCGGGAAGAGAAGCGACCAAGUUAACCUUCUCCGUGCUGAUUGGAGGCUUCAUCAAAGGUGGUAAUCCCGCUGAGGCAGCUUCGGCCAUGUCUAAGAUGUUGGAGCGAGGACUUCGGCCGGAGGUGCCAGAGAUGCUUGUCGUGCUGAGGUCUUUGCGGAGCGCUGACAUGGUGCCGUUGUAUAUGAAGCUUGCCAAAACUCUCUCCGACGAAGGACUGAUGGAGCCUCGCAUCAUGUACUUUUACAUCGACUCGAUCAAGCUCUGUAUCAUCCGCCUGUUGUGAAUCCUUGUGAAAAUAAAUAAACUCCCUUGACUCCA
Molecule: messenger RNA, 1556 nt
Organism: Selaginella moellendorffii
Lineage: Eukaryota; Viridiplantae; Streptophyta; Lycopodiopsida; Selaginellales; Selaginellaceae
Product: pentatricopeptide repeat-containing protein At2g30100, chloroplastic
Exons: 1
Coding region: 103-1521 (472 amino acids)
Molecular function (GO): protein binding
Source: RefSeq, a predicted model, not a curated record